This is a messenger RNA of Rotaria sordida, 873 nucleotides long. The record is from the annotation of a GenBank genome assembly. NCBI's taxonomy places the organism in Eukaryota, Metazoa, Rotifera, Eurotatoria, Philodinida, Philodinidae.
AUGAAAUAUGAUUGUAAUGGUUCAAAUUUUUGUGAACAUCAAGGAAAUUGUUUUCUAGAUGAUGAUAAAUGUCCGACAUCAGCAUUUUGCGCUUGUCCUAAUUGUUAUUUUGGAUCAAAAUGUCAAUUUUCUACUAAAGGAUCAACUCUAUCAUUGGACAUCUUUUUAGGUUAUCAUAUUCGUUCGACAUUGAAAUUUUCCUUUCUACUUCUUAUACAUAUUGGUUCAAUUACGGAUCGUACAUUUUAUUAUAUUCAAUGCUUAUCAAUUGACUUUCUACUUCGAUCUCUUCUAUGUACUAAUGAUUGGCUUAGUGCUUUUGUUGCUAUCGAAAGAGCAAUGAAUGUUGUCAAAGGAGUUAAAUUCAAUAAGACUAAGAGUAAACAACUGGCUAAAUGGAUGAUAUUGAUUAUUAUGGUUUUCAUUAGUAUUACUUUCAUUUAUGAUCCCCUUCAUCGUAAUUUAGUUGACGAUGAAGAAGAACAACGUGUAUGGUGUGUUACUAAAUAUUCAUCAUCUAUGCAAACAGUUGAUUGGAUUAUGAAUAUUUUUCAUUUUUCACUGCCACUCUUGAUUAAUUUUAUUUCCUCAUUAGUUAUUAUUUUUAUUCUAGCUCGUACUCGUUCAAAAUCUCAGAAAACAAAGUCAUAUGAAGAACAUUUGUUUGAACAAAUUAAAUAUCAUCAACAUUUACUUAUUUCACCAUUUCUUCUUGUUACAUUAGCUGUUUCUCGCUUAAUUAUAUCAUUUCUAUCUAGUUGUAUGAAAUCAGCUCGAGAUUCUUGGUUUUAUCUUUUUGGUUAUUUCAUUUCAUUCAUUCAUUCCAUCGAUACUGACACUUGGAAUAUUUAUUUUACCAUCCAAGAUAUAUAA